Messenger RNA from Loa loa (African eye worm), 2097 nucleotides. RefSeq names its product VAB-19 protein. Bases 1 to 2049 code for a protein of 682 amino acids. Gene Ontology annotation, biological process: negative regulation of actin filament polymerization. NCBI's taxonomy places the organism in Eukaryota, Metazoa, Nematoda, Chromadorea, Rhabditida, Onchocercidae. The transcript has 13 exons. The record is from RefSeq and is a predicted model, not a curated record. Gene Ontology annotation, molecular function: protein binding. Gene Ontology annotation, cellular component: cytoplasm; cytoskeleton.
AUGACGGGUGCUAUUGAAUUGGUUGACUCAGGAACUGGGAGUAAACAAGCUGUUUCUUUGCUCAAAGAUUCCUCCUCGAUGACUAUUCCGAUCACAUCCCAUUCACGCCUCAUUCAAACUGAGCAAAUCAAAACGAGAACGGUAUGCAUUUCCACAUCACCGGUAAAUUUGCCAAGUGAUAGUGCCAUACAGAUAACUCAAAAAGAUUCUUACACAGUUUGCGAUGAAUUAAUGGGACGUGAUGUUGCUGAUGCUGUCACCGAAAUGGAUAUCGAAUUAAACAACGGCAAGGAAAUACGACAAAGAAUAUGUUGCAGUACUGUUGCGCUGCAAACGGAGUUUGAACCGGAGCAAAGUGAGCCACGAAUAAUUGAUGAUACUGAAAUAGCAGAAUCGCUCUGGUUAAUUCCACCUAGAGACAGAAAGGAUGUAGCAGUGGGUAAUGAGGAUGAUGUAAUCGAGGUGUAUGAAACAUCUGACAGCAUCACUCUAUGCAGGGAACUUAUGUUGGAUAGCGAUGAUGACGAUACAAUUUGUGUAGUCGAAGAAACAUUAUCGGACCCAGAAGAUAUCGAUUUCGAAAGUUCGAAGUCUGCGGAGCAGUUGUUAAAACAACGUAUUGUAGACAAUUUAAACAUUAAAACUACAAGUGAAGUCGCCAAAGAGAUCAAAACACCUCGAGCACUGGGUCACGCGCGUGCAGCCAUAGUUAAAAAAAUGCUAACUGAAAAAUCACAACCAUUAAGUUUCAUUCGUGGUACGGCGACAUCCAAAUCUUGGCGAUUAACCACUAAAAAAGGAGAUCCGCUUCAAUACAUUGUUGAUCGGCACAAAACACAGGCCGGUUCGGCUUCCUCAACACCUCAAACAACAAAAGGUACCUUGAAAGAAAAAGUUAAUCUUAAAAAAGAUGUACCGCCACAAAUGCCAUUAUCGAAAGUCCCGGAACCGGUCCCAGCUCGAAUACCACGACCCAAAAUCAGCAAAUACAUUCUUGGAGAAACUGUACCACAAUCGCCCGAUGAAGAAGCUGAAAUAGCCGAUCGACUGACUCCAUUACGUUCGGAGAUGCGUACUCUACGAACGUAUUCUAACGGACGAACAGUGACGUUUUCCCGACCUGCGCAACCCCUGAAGAACGCACUGCCUAGGAUAUCUCUCCCAACCUACGGCAAAUCUAACAAUCCAGUUAUUUUCGAAGACAGUACGAGUUCAUCUUCCGAUUCGGAAGGUUCAUACGAUACAAACGAGGCAGGUAGAGCUGCCCAAUUUGAGCUAACACCACAGCUUAGUGAAGCGAUCGAAAUUCUCAAGAAACACUUCCAGAAGCUGGACUCAGUUGAACCUUCUUUACUGGAUUGGGCAACGAAGCAUGCCAAACAUGAAUGGUUGAAAACAGCAGCUCGGAAAACAGCAUCAGCAAUUCAAGUGGAAGGUUUUAUUGACUUCCUGGAAGCAGCAUCAAAUGCUGUCCUUAAAUUCAUCAUCAAUCUGGCUGAUCCUAAUGAGAAUACUGCUCUGCAUUAUGCAAUAUCUCAUGGUAAUUUCGACGUUGUUAGUGUUCUUUUGGAUUCGCGAGUGUGCAAUUUGGAUCGUGCUAAUAAGGCCGGAUAUACAGCGGUGAUGCUUGCAUCGCUCUGUGAUGCUACCGAUGAAGUUGAGGCUGCCGUUAUUCAUCGACUGUUUCAGUUAGGUGAUGUGAAUGCUCAAGCUGUUCAGCACGGACAGACAGCAUUAAUGCUGGCUGUUUCCCAUGGCAAAAUCAAUACGACAAAGUUAUUGAUUGAUUGCCAAGCUGAUCUCAAUAUACAGGAUGAAGAAGGUUCCACAGCACUGAUGUGUGCUGCAGAACACGGCCAUAAAGAAAUCGUGAAAUUAUUGCUACUACAACAGGAUAUUGAUGCUUCACUUUCAGAUUGUGAUAGUUCAACAGCCUUAUCAAUUGCAGUGGAAAAUGGCCAUCGUGAUAUUGGUAUUUUGAUCUAUGCACAUCUCAAUCAUUCAUGCAAACAAAACCAGAAUCAACAGAAGAUAGAAUCAACUUCAUAAAAUCCCAACCAACAUCUUGUUAUCUGUUCGAUAGCUCAUCAUUUUUAG